Messenger RNA from Temnothorax curvispinosus, 1855 nucleotides. Its product is annotated as cytochrome P450 9e2-like. The transcript is spliced from 2 exons. Gene Ontology annotation, molecular function: monooxygenase activity; iron ion binding; heme binding. The coding region runs from base 93 to 971 and encodes 292 amino acids. NCBI's taxonomy places the organism in Eukaryota, Metazoa, Arthropoda, Insecta, Hymenoptera, Formicidae. The record is from RefSeq and is a predicted model, not a curated record.
ACAACCAAUCAUAAUGCUUCGCGAUCCUGAACUUAUUAAAUCCGUGAUAUUAAAACAUUUUGACAUAUUCAUGGAUCAUAUUACUUUCAUCGAUGAACAUCAAGAUCCAUUUUUUGGGAAAAACCUCGCCGUCCUUCGUGGAGAGAGAUGGCGCGAGAGAUCUCAUAAAAACCACCAUAAAAACUAGGGAUGAGAAUGGUAUCGUUCGUCCAGACAUGUUACAAUUGAUGAUGGAGAGUAGAGGUAAAGAUGGCAAGACAGAAUUGACUGUCGACGAUAUAGUAGCACACGAGUUCCUUUUCUUUUUUGGAGGCUUCGAGAGUACUUCAACGUUAAUGUGUUUUGCCGCUCACGAAAUGGCAGUAAAUCAAGAUAUACAAGAAAAACUUCAAAAGGAGAUUGACCAACUCUUGGAAGAAACGAAUGGACAAGCACCUUACGAAGCGGUUAAUGGCAUGGAAUAUUUAGAUGCUGUAAUCAACGAGGCUUUGAGGAUGUAUCCGGCUGGUUCGAUGUUGGACAGAUUGUGCUCAAAAGACUUGGAGCUACCACCAGCAUUGCCUGGUAUAAAACCCUUCACUAUAAAAAAAGGGUGCGGCAUCUGGGUACCGGUUUAUGGACUUCAACAGGAUCCUAAAUAUUUCCAAGAGCCGGAGAAGUUUGAUCCCGAGCGGUUUCGUGGUGAACGGAAAAAGAACAGUCUCAACUGCGGAGCCUAUUUACCUUUCGGUCUUGGUCCAAGAAUGUGCAUAGGUAAUAGAUUCGCAUUGCUGGAGACGAAGAUUCUACUUUUUCAUCUAUUGGCCCGUUGCGAUUUGAAAACCUGCGAGAAGACAUCGGUACCGAUGAAGAUCGCUAAGAAUAGCUUUCUUAUGAAACCUGAAGGAGGAUUCUGGUUAAAUGUAACGCCAAGGAAAAAUACGCAUCAUUCUAUUACAACUAAUGUUAUUACUGGAACAAGCCAGAUGUAAGAAAAAAAUUAUUUGUCAAAUUUUUAAAAUUUAUAAUUAAAUGUAUCAAACUAGCUUCUGAUUUUUUAGUUAACGUAAUGUUGAUUAAAAAGGAAGUUUUUUAAAACAAAUAAUUGCAUAAGAUAAUCAGGAACAAAAAAUAUAUAUAUCGUUAUAUGUUAAAAAUUUAUACAAAAAUUUUAUAUAUAAAUAUUUAUAAUAUACAUAUACUAGAAUUAGUUAGCCAACAUUAGAGUAAGGAAAAUUAGUUAACGUUAUUAUAUUGUGUUAAUUAGUGUUAUAAAAUAUUAUGCAUAUUUCAAUAAUUUGCUAAUUUGUAUGUAUAUUGCGAAGUAUGUAUAUCUUUGAAUAAUACGUCUGCCAUUUAAUUGGAUUAUGCAUAUAUUUGGAAAAAUGUUCAAAAAAUUGAACAAAAAAAUAAUCGGUUUUUGUGAAAAAAUUUUCAUGUGUCAUACAUAUUAUUGCAAUAGGAAAGUGCAUGCAUAAAACUAUGUGCAUAUUUAUACACUUGAUAAUAUUUACUAAGUUUUAUAUAUAAUAUAUCGUUUCAUUGAAAAUGUAUACUGUAGCUGACGAUGAAAAACAGAAAUAAGAAAGAGAACAAAAAAUAAUUCAUUAUCGAAAAUAUAAUGCUUAUAAUGCUACAAGUAUUUGCUUCUUUUCCUUGAUGGUUUUUCGAUAGCAAUUCGACACUGAUAAGUUUCACAAAAUUAUCGUCAAUCGUGAUAUCUCAGAUUAGUUUCUAAAUCGAUGAAACAUUGAGGGACUUGAAUAGAAAACAUUCUUAGCGAUCAAUGAGAUGGAAUAUAUUUGGAUGCUGUAAUGAAUAAAACUCUCAGAAUGUAUAAAUGGUAUUGAACAGAAUAUAUGUAAAGAUUUUUAAA